This is a messenger RNA of Tauraco erythrolophus (red-crested turaco), 285 nucleotides long. NCBI's taxonomy places the organism in Eukaryota, Metazoa, Chordata, Aves, Musophagiformes, Musophagidae. The record is from RefSeq and is a predicted model, not a curated record.
AGGCUGAAGGCUGCGGUUCACUACACGGUCGGCCGCCUGUGCCAGGAUGUCGCGGAGGACAAGGACGUGCAGUUCAGCAAACAAACCAUCGCGGCGAUUUCAGAGAUCACCUUCAGGCAGUGCGACAACUUUGCAAAAGACCUCGAAAUGUUUGCAAGGCAUGCAAAACGAAGCACAGUCACUACAGAAGAUGUGAAGCUUUUGGCUAGAAGGAGCAAUUCUUUGGUGAGAUUCACUGUUAUUUUCUGUCUCACAAUGUUCUUAAACAAUUUGUUAAUUCCUUAG